Messenger RNA from Anguilla rostrata (American eel), 3618 nucleotides. RefSeq names its product amyloid-beta A4 precursor protein-binding family A member 3. The transcript has 12 exons. Gene Ontology annotation, biological process: chemical synaptic transmission. NCBI's taxonomy places the organism in Eukaryota, Metazoa, Chordata, Actinopteri, Anguilliformes, Anguillidae. Gene Ontology annotation, cellular component: cytoplasm; dendritic spine; plasma membrane. Gene Ontology annotation, molecular function: amyloid-beta binding; protein binding. Bases 466 to 2802 code for a protein of 778 amino acids. The record is from RefSeq and is a predicted model, not a curated record.
CGUGGUGUCCUGUUGUGCGAGACUUAUUACCCUGCACAGUACACGAAUGAUCAUCAGACUUGAGUCUGUUCGGCAGCGGCUGUUGGUGUUGUGUUAGCCAUAGCUAUCGUUAAAUAGCUAGUUACUAGUUAAUUAAUGUGAGCUUUUUGUCGUGUGUGUCAACUUUUAGUCCGUGGAGUUUGGUUCAGAGAACGUUUAACGACAGAAGACUUCUGGGUUGCGUAGAAAUGUAAUCAAUUAACCAAAGGAUAACCCUACACUAUGGAACGUAUACAACCGUUUUUGCGCGUGUUGAUGACAUAAGGGCAGUGGAGCCUCGGAUAUCAGUUCCGGUAUCUGCUUAUAGGAGUGAAAGGUGAAUGCUAUACUUGCUGCAUGGCUACAGUUCUGACAGAGGGACACUUCGGGACAGAGGGACUGUAGCAUCACACACAGUUCCAGGCUCCUGUUUUUCCAUUGUCCAACAUGGAGGAACAGGAAGAAGCUGCUUGCAAAGUUGGUGAGGCAUCUAGUCAGGGGGAAAGCGACCAGCCCACUGUUCAGAAUACAAUGCCGAUCAGGCCUGUCUCUCCAGAAACAGAACAGCCUGAUGAAGUGCCUUUCCUGACUCAAGAUGUCAUGUCUGAGACUGAGAAUGUAGACUGUAAGGGGUCUGAGGAAACUCCUGAAAACAUCCCAGACCACGAACAGGCAAGUUCCCCUCUCCCAGAUAUUAUGGGGCCCGAAGCCACCUCUGCAGAAGAUGAAAUUCUUCACAAGAACCCCAAGGAAGAACCUAUAAACUCUGACCUCGAGGACUUGGAUUCCUUCAAUCUGAUAGAGCCCCCUCCCCUGGACUGGAGGUCAGACUCCUCCAGUGAUGGUGCCUCAGUGGGAGGGAUAGACGAUAACAGCUUCCUGCAGCCAGACAUGAUGGACACUCCAGAAGACAGGCUGAGUGAACCAAGCCUAACUUUAGACCCCGGCACCACAGAGCCCAGGACAGACCUUGAUGUCCACCAGGGCACUGAGGAUGAAGCCGGGAACUACACUGAGGAGCAAGAAGGUGUUGAGAAGGAAGAGGAGGUGGAGGAGGUGGAGAAGGGAGAGGAGGAGGAGGAGGAAGAGCAGGAAAGCAGGCCGGGUGACGUAGACCACUCUCAGAUUCAGGCACUACUGGCUCAGCUUCAGCAUUUCAAAGGGAUGCCCCUCUCUGAACCCCCUGCCCACAACCUGUCCCACUCCUUCUCUGGCCCUCCAUUAGAGAGAGGUUCUCCUCCCCCUCUUGGGACUGAAACCAGCGUGCUGCAGCCAGCAACAGAGGAGCACAAGGGCCCCGGCCUCCUCUUCUCUGAGAGCAAUCAGAGGGAUCUGCUGGGGCUGCUGGAAGGCGAGAAGGUGGAGAUGCCACCACUGACGGCCUCCCCAGCCAGGUACGUCCAGCAGAGUGCGGGAGUGGAUGCAGUGGUCUCGGUUUCCUACAGCCAAGAAGAUGGGGAAAGAUUUUGGGAUCACUUUGCCAAUGGGCAGGCUGGUGACAGAGAGGACCCUGACUCCCCUGAUGAUGAGCUCAUGGAACCGAUUUGGCUGAAGACGGAAGGGGGGUGCCCUUCGGAGGAAGAGGCUGCAGCUGCGGAAAUCGGAGAUGCGGAGACUGAGACUCAACCAACAUAUAAAGAUGUGCCUGGUCCCUGUGACCCAGAAGACCUCCUGGAUGGAGUGAUCUUUGGGGCCAAAUACUUGGGUUCCACUCAGCUUACGUCGGAGAAGAACCCUUCCACCAACGUCCGCAUGGCCCAAGCUCAGGAAGCUGUGGACAGGAUCAAGGCCCCAGAAGGGGAGUCCCAGCCCAUGACAGAGGUUGACCUGUUCAUCUCUACUCAGCGCAUCAAAGUGCUGAGCGCAGACACACAGGAAGCAAUGAUGGACCACCCUCUGCAGAUGAUCUCCUAUAUUGCGGACAUUGGCACCAUCGUUGUCCUGAUGGCACGCAGGAAGCCCAUUGGCCGGAAGGGGGCGGAGGCAGCUCCGGGGUCCAAUCCCCCAGCCACUCAGAAGAAGUAUUGCAUGAUCUGCCAUGUGUUCUCCUCAGAGGAUGCGCAGGUUAUAGCUCAGGCAAUUGGGCAAGCGUUUGGAGUGGCCUAUCGGCAGUUCCUGCAAGUCAACGGGAUCAAGGCCACUGAACUGCGGCCCGGCGAGUACAGCGACUACCUGGGAACCCAGGAGCUGUACAAUGGAGACCUUGUGCACUUCUCCCGCUCUGAGAAUAUCAGAGAGGUGUGCAUCACCAAGGCCGCGGGGGAGAUCCUGGGCCUGGCCGUGGUGGAGUCGGGCUGGGGCUCCAUCCUGCCCACCGUGGUGGUGGCUAACCUGCUCCAUGGAGGCCCUGCCGAGCGCAGCGGGGAGCUCAGCAUCGGGGACCGUGUCAUGUCCGUCAACGGCGUCAGCCUGGUGGGCCUACCUAUCGCCACCUGCCAGGGCAUUAUACGGGAUCUGAAAAAUCAAUCUGAAGUGAAGCUCAGAAUUGUCCACUGUCCUCCUGUUACCAUGGCAAUAAUCAAACGACCAGACCCCAAAUAUCAGCUGGGUUUCAGUGUGGAGGAUGGCAUUAUAUGCAGUCUGAUGCGAGGGGGCAUUGCCGAGAGGGGCGGAAUUCGUGUGGGUCACCGCAUCAUCGAGAUCAACGGGCAAAGCGUGGUGGCCACGCCCCAAGAUAAAAUCAUCCACAUCCUGACCCACGCAGUGGGAGAGAUCCACUUGAAGACCAUGCCUGCAUCUACAUAUCGUUUGCUGACUGGGCAGGAACAGCCGGUUUUUCUCUGAGAAUGUUUGGGACAGAGGAUGGAUUUACCACUGCCUACAGGGGGGAAAUCAGGAAGCCAGGAUCGCAGUGUGAAUACUCAUCUCCCCAGUCAUUGCAUUGCUCAAGCCAGGCACUUGCAUACAGAGUCACAUAAACAUAAAGAUCACUGCAGUACAUUAGUACUGAGUAUUUUCUGCCAUCAUAUUAGAAAACACCAUAUCUGCACUAUCCGUGGUGUUGAAACUGUGGAUCCUUCACAUUAGAUGUAAUUUUAAAUAUGUUUUUAAAUGAAAGUGUAGUAGAGCGCGUGCGCACUCGGUCUCUGUCGAUCUGUACAGAGCGGUAGGAAGUUUGGCAUUCACUCAAAAGGCUAGUUCUCGCUGGCUGACAGGGUACAGCACGAGUACCUGCUGCGAUGUGUCUUCCAUCCUCACGCCAUGUUGUGCCUAAGCUUGUCUGUCCUUGGAGAGGACUCCCAUUUCAGAAUGCAGUGUCAGGUGCACUCAUUCCCAGCUGCCCACUGGUAGACUCCCUAAAGGCGGACCGCAUCGUUCAGUAACACAAACUAGCGAAUAAUUCCAUCUGCUUAGUUUGGCCUCAGCAUUAGCAUUGUCGCUGUCACAGGGACUGACACAGUGCUUACUCUAUGCAUUCACAAGCCGUGCAGCUUGCAUGCUAAACUCUGAAGCUCAAGUCUCAGUGCUUGUAAAAACACAGAGAGCGCCUUGAUCUCUGGGCUUGCAUAGAUUUCCUGUCAUAGCAAUAUAACAAGGUAUAUUUUUGAUAAAUCCUAAAUGCAGUAUUGGAUGUUUAUUAAAAAAGAUUUAUCUCAACUA